GAAUGCAAACGGAACGGAAUCGGAAAAACCGGAAAAUGCGGCCCGGCUGAAGACAGUGAGUGCGAGCGAGCGAGCGAGAUAAAAAUAUUCGACCGAGCAACAGUGAAAAGCGUUUGAAGGGCCAUAGAUACAAGAUAAUGCCCCAUAGAGGAGUCCACCUCCUCUCCGCCAACCGAUAUGCGAAAAUCGGCCAGUGGAGCCGAAAGUGAAAGUGUGUGAAAGUUCAAAAGUUGGCAGCGAAACAAGGCGGAGCAAGGAAAACCAAACAAACGAAAAGAAAAUGUGAAAAAUCUUUAGAUGUUGUUCUUUAAUGCAUACGAAAUACUCAAAUAAAUUAUCAUCAGCCUAAUCAACAUCAGCGUUAUUAUCAGCAGGCGGAGCCAGCAAAAGUCGGAGGGAAACUUUUCGUCCUGUAAGCGCAAGUGGAUCGAAGCACCCAGAUGAGCGGUGGGCCAGGAGCCGGAUCUGGUGGCGGAGUGGGCGGUGGUGCCACCCACAUCUUUCGCUCGCUGUCGUCGGAGAGCCAGAAGCGGGAGUGGUCCAAGCGGCUCUCCCUCCGGGGAAUGCGGCAUGGAGGAGCAGCCGGAGGUCCUGGCGGAUCCGGUACUUCCAGCCUGGCCAGCAGCAAGGAGGAGAGCAAACACAGAAAGUUCUUCAGCCGCUCGGCCUCGCUGCGUCAGGCGGGGAGCGGAGGAGGAGGAGGAGGAGGAGGAGUAGGAGGAAGUGGCAGCCACCAGGCGUCCAUGGAGCUGCAUGUGCCUGGCCAGGAUGGCAGGGGCACCUCCUCCGGAGCGGGCUCGCCGCAGACGCAGACCCAGCCGUCGACGCCCAAGAAGUCCAACUGGGAGGUGAUCGAACAUUUCAAUACGAGUGCCAAGGGAGGCAAGGCCGUGGUUAGCAGCAGUUUGAUUGCGGCUGGAAUCACGCGCUGCAACAUAGACGAAUCCAUGGACUCCACCAACUCCAGCUCCACCUGCCACAGCCCCAUGAUCUACCAACGUGACGAGACGCAGCUGCUGCAGCCAGGCGAUGCCAGCAACCUGGAGGCCAACAAUCCGAUGUCGAGCGGCGGAGGAGGCGGAACUGCCAAUGGUCCUGUGAGCCCCAGCAUUUCGUUCUGGUUCCGUUUGAACCGCAUCAUCCUGCGCCUCUGCUCCACCCACCAGUUCAAGAAUCUCCAGGUGGAAAUGCUGUAUCAGCGGUAUUUUCUGCGUAUGAAUCAGAGCAACACGACGCACAUUUUGGCCCUGCUUUUGGCCCUCAUUUUGGCCCUGUCCUGCACGCUCUUGGUCUUCACCACGCUGCAGCUGCGGCGCAGCACGUCGCUGCUGCUGGAAAUCAGCGAAAUCGGACUGGACGCAAAUGCGACCGUGGGCAACUUGACGACCGCCACAAUGAUGCCUCCACCGCCGGCAUCAUCGGAUCAAAUGGCCCGGGGCAGCUCCAUCCCGCUCCUGGUACUCGCUUCCAAUGGCAGCUGGGCGGGCAACGGGGCGGGUGGCGGUGAACUAAAAUCCGCCCAUAACCGCAACCUCGCCGAUUUUGAAGCGGACCAUAAUGGGCAGUUGGGCGGAGGGGGCGUGGUAUGGCGUCGUCAGAAGCGCAAACAUUAUCGACGCCUCCACAAACACCGAUACAAACACAAGUCACAUCAACAGCAUCGCACCAGAUACAGGAUGCGGGAGAAGCGGAGCCUGCAGGUCGUGGGGCUGGUCAAGGGUGGAGGGAUCCAGCCCCAGUUGGUUGUUGACACUGCCCCCCAUGAUGAUGAUGAUGAUGCCGAUGUGUACACAGUUGCUCCUGAUGAUGAUAAUGACGUUGAUGGCGGGCGGAGUGCUGGCAGCAAGCACAUUACGUAUACGCCGCGUGUCCGCGACUACAAUCAAAUUUCACAAGCGGAACGUGAUGAAGUGUUAAAUACAUCGACAAACGAUGGAGCUGCAACCGAUAAUUCGGACCCACCCCUGGGCUACGGCCACCUCAUCCCCCUGAUCCUGAUGCAGGUGGACGAGUCCGUGCUGGUCUUCCUCAUUGUCAUGCUAAUCUGCGGGAUUGUCUAUGCCUUCCUGCUGUGCAUCCUCUCCAAGCCGGCCAUGAACGAGAUCUUCCUGGUGCUCGUGUCCUACGUCAUUCUGGGCACCUUCCUGGCCAUCGAAGUGGCCGUCAGCUAUGCCAUGCAACCCAGCAAAUCCUUCAACGGCAGCGCCUGCUGCAUCGUGCUCAUCUACAUGACCUACACGAUGCUGCCCCUCCGCCUCCGGGAGGCUCUGAUCGGCGGAAUCCUCCUGAGCGUCGUCCAUCUGUACACCUGCCUGAGGCUCACCACGAUGCAGGAUGAGGCGGCGGAGAUGAUCCACUGGGAGGAGCUCCUCUGCACUUUGGUGGCCCUACUCCUGGCCAAUCUCACUGGCGUCUACACCCACUGGCCGAAGGAGAAGGCCCAGCGAAAGGCGUUCAUCGAGACGAGGCAGUGCAUCGAGGCCAGGCUGAGGACUCAGCGCGAAAACCAACAGCAGGAACGCUUGUUGCUGUCGGUGCUGCCGCGUCAUGUGGCCAUGGAGAUGAAGGACGACAUUGCGGGCCAGCCACGUGACACCCAGUUCCAUAAGAUAUAUAUCCAGCGGCACGAGAACGUCAGCAUCCUUUUUGCGGACAUCUGCGGUUUCACCAGCCUCUCGGAUCAGUGCACCGCCGAGGAAUUGGUGCGUCUGCUGAACGAGCUCUUUGCCCGCUUUGAUCGAUUGGCUGCGGAGCAUCAUUGUCUGCGCAUUAAGCUGCUGGGCGAUUGCUACUACUGCGUCUCCGGACUCCCGGAACCUCGUCCGGAUCACGCCCAUUGUGCCGUCGAAAUGGGACUCGAUAUGAUUGACGCCAUCGCACUGGUUCGCGAGGUGAUGGCCGUGAAUGUGAACAUGCGAGUGGGCAUCCAUACGGGCCGGGUGCACUGCGGCGUUUUGGGCCUGGUCAAGUGGCAGUUCGACGUUUGGUCCAACGACGUCACGCUGGCCAAUCACAUGGAGAGUGGCGGAAUUCCCGGGCGCGUUCACAUAACCAAGGAGACCCUGAAGUGUCUGGAUGGCGAUUAUGAAGUGGAGGUCGGCAAAGGCAACGAGCGCAACUCGUAUCUCAAGGAUCAUCAGAUAGAAACGUAUCUAAUUGUGCCAGGCGAUAUAUAUAGGCCACACAAAAAGUCCAGAAAUCGAUUGCAAGUCAAUGGCAAUAUCUCCAAAGAGCUGCGUAUGAUGGGCCAUGGUACGGCCCAAAAGCACACAUCAAAAUUUGGCUUCGGCGACAGUUCGGAGAGUGCCAAGGAUCCCGAGGACGAGGUGAAUGAGUAUCUGAUGCGUGCCAUCGAUGCCCGAAGCAUCGAUCAUUUGAGGGCCGAGCACUGCCAGUCCUUGCUGCUCUGCUUCAAGGAUAAUGUUCUGGAGAGGAAGUACGCCAGCGAACCAGAUCGCAUGUUGUGUGUUUACUUCUACUGCAGUCUGUUGGUUUUGCUCGGCACCAGCAUAAUGCGGCUGGUGGUCUUCCAGAGCUCCCUGCUGACACUGGCCUUGUCCACUGGCGCUCUGGUGCUGCUCGGCUUCCUGGUAUUUCUGGUGGCAAGUCACAAAAUCAACUUUCAGCUGCCAUCGGACAUCAAACGCUUCUCAUUGCGCAUUCAUAGCAAUCGCAGGAUAUCCCAGUUGUUCGCCUUUGCCAGCGUCGCCCUGAUUGUCCUUACCACCCUGCUGGCCAUGUUUCAGGAAUCGGGCCGCCAAAUGGAGCUGCUCCAGAGGAGGCGCUUCUGGAUGGAUGUGAACGGGAGCAUCAGCCUGAAUGACACGAAGAUGUAUGCCGCCGAGGAACCCGAUUGUGAUUUCUAUCUGGCCUACAAUACCUUCCUGCUGCUCACGCUGCUCUCGAUGAUGAGCUGUGCCACCUACCAGGUCCUGCGGAUCCUGCUCAAGCUGCUGCUGCUCCUCCUGGCCUCCGGCAGCUACAUGGCCUGCUCCUCCUACUUGUACUCGCGCAGCAGGGAAAUGAGCCAAGAGCUGGCGAACGAGGAGGCCCUGCUGCGCUACAUAAUUGAUUCCAUCUUCCUUUUUGCAUUUAUGCUGGCCCUGAUUUUCCACAGCCACCAGACGGAGGCCACUUACCGACUGGACUUCAUCUGGAAGCUGCAAGCCACGGAGGAAAAGGAGGAUAUGGAGCACCUGCAGGCUUAUAACCGUAAACUGCUCGAAAACAUUCUGCCCGUUCACGUUGCCGAGCAUUUUCUGAGCCGCGAAAAGCACCUUGACGACCUGUACCACGAGCAGUGCGACUCGGUGUGCAUACUGUUCGCCAGCAUACCCAACUUCUCCGAGUUCUACGUGGAACUGGAGGGCAACAACGAGGGCGUGGAGUGCCUGCGGCUGCUCAACGAGAUUAUCGCCGACUUCGACGAGCUGCUCAGCGAGGAGCGCUUCCGCUGCAUCGAGAAAAUCAAGAGCACGGGCGCCACUUACAUGGCGGCAUCCGGACUCACGGCGAACACCUGCGACCGGGUGAACUUCAGCCACGUGACCGCCAUGGCCGACUACGCCCUCCAGCUGUUCGACAAGAUCGAGGAGGUCAACAUGCACUCCUUCAACAACUUUCGCAUGCGAAUAGGCAUAAAUAUUGGUCCUGUGGUGGCUGGCGUUAUUGGAGCCUGCAAGCCCCAAUAUGACAUCUGGGGUAACGCCGUCAAUGUGGCUUCGCGAAUGGACUCCACAGGCUUGGUGGAUCACAUCCAGGUGACACAGGAGAUGCAGCAGAUACUCGAGGGGCGAGGCUUCGAGCUCACCUGUCGCGGCAGCGUGGAUGUCAAGGGCAAGGGCUCCAUGAUCACCUACUUCCUCAAGAGCAGGAGGCCAAUAGAUGCCAAAGAGUUGGAGUUGGCCAAGACCGAGUUGGAGCCUCCAAAGACUUUAACAUUGGCCAAGGAGCCGGAGAAGUUGGACAGCGGAACAGCCACGGAGAAACAGGCGGAGCAGGUGAAGGAGCAGGGUUCCACGGAACAGGAGGACGACUUGCUGCCCUCGCCCGACAUUGAUAUGAACUCCAAUAUGCAGAACUUGACGGCGCAGCGGAGGAAGUCGCUCUGCCGGCAACAUAACAUAUCCUCCUCCUUCGGCACAACGGUGAGUAGCUCCACGGGUAUAACGCCCAGCAUUUCGAACAGCUCCAGUGUGGUCACCAUUGGCGCUCUGCCCGCCAUUCUGCGAGGUGGUAAUCCACUAUCGAAUGCGAAUCCCACCGCCACCGACAGUUGUUCGGAGUGCGGUGGGGCAAGUAAGUCCUUGGCCACGCCCACUGCUCCGCCGAGGACACUGGUGGCGGAUCUAAAGGAUGAGAUAGCCCGGGACGAGAAGAUCGGACUGAAGGACUCCAUUGAGAACUUGGAGAUUCUGCUGAAGAACAACAUCAGUCUUUCCGAUCUGAGCAACAAGCAGCAACAGAAUCUGCGCGGUGAAACGAGCAGCUCAACCACCACCACAUUGAGAAAACGAGACACAAUUGUGAGUUUCAAUGUGACGGAGACGGUGACCACCACAGCAGCGCCCUUCACAUCCUCGUCGGGAUCAUCGAACUCCUCCUCGCAGCAGAAGAAGCGCCGCUCGGUGACCACCAUUGCGGCUAGUUUCACCACCUCGACCACCACGCGACUGCUGUCCAACGAGAGCCAGAGCUCCACGCAGACGGCACCCGGAACUCUGGAGAGCGGUGGCUCCGUGCCCGGCCAAUCCUCCACGGAGAACUCAUCGCAGGACUGGCAGCCACGCACAGCCUCACUGGAACCCAACCGCAGUCCCAUCAAGACCUCGCAAUCGAUGAGCCCCAUUGGCCAGCUGACCACCGAGGUGUUUGUCCUGCCCAACAGCCGGAGCAUGGUGCUCAUCAGCAGCACGAACGGAUCGGUUUCCGCACUGGGCACGGGUGGCGGAGGAGCGAGUAGUCCGAGGACCGGACUCCUGCAGGAUGUCAGCACGUAGGCGACGAAGGGAUGCACAGGCAGCCGUGUAAAUAUGUACAAAACCGAAGGCACUUCGCUGAGCCUUAGAGGUAGGACUAUCGGUAAGGAUAAGGUGAAGUUAACGGUGGGGCAAGGAUAUAUUGAUUGAUUUGGCUUGGAGUCGAACUUCUUUAGCAGGACACUUCCGUGUUAUCACAGCUACAGAAAUAUCAAAACGAUAAUAAGGAAACCAUAUAUGUAAAAGCUGUCUAAUGAUUAUUUGAGCGAAUUGAAUUAAAUGCAACAUAAAAAUAUUUUAACAAUAUUUAACAAGAAUUUUCUUUCAAAUUACCAAGUAUUAUUACAGUCCAUUUAUAAAGCUUCCAAUAAAAAUUCCGUACAAAAAAAAGAUAAAUAAACCUUUCUUUAAAAUAUAAAAAAAUAAUAGUUAAGUAAACAGUUAAUCUAAAAAUAAUUACAAAAUGUUAAUACCUAAAUGUCAUAUCAGCACAUUGAGAAGUCCAAAGUAUUUUUUGAAAUAUUAAAUACCCAUUGAUGUGCAAUAGCGCUUUUGUGGUUCUCGCUAGGGAAGUUCGACUGUACUUACAGCUUCUCCCCCACAACCCCCCGUAUGAUCUCGCAUUUAUUGUAGCUUUACAUGUUCCUCAGUUAGCGUUUCAGGGCACCAACAAACGUGAAUUCCAUAUCACACAUAAAACCAAUGUACGAAAGCAUAAUGUUGCACUUCAACUGGGUACCAAAAAGCAUUGUUAGAACUGCUAGGCAUUCGAUAGGUUGUAAGUUUGGGGCAGAGUCCUUGCAAAGGAGUGUAGGUGUGUAAGGUUCCUAUGUGUGUUUGCAGUAGCGUGUAAGUUCAAAGGGCAUACGCGGGCAAAAGAAAUCGAAUUUAAUGUUCAUUGUCAAUCGAAUAAUUAGUUAUUACUUGAUGUUGGGGAAUACAAUUGUGAACGAUAGAUGGCGCUAGUCUUCGUAUAUGAACAAAUAAAAAUAUAAUAUAUAAUCUAUGAUCACUUCAAGAUAUUUUCAUCAAUGAAAACCUAUAACAUGCAGUUAUGAAAAGGAAAUAUUCAAUGUUAUAUGACUCGAUUGCAUUCCCCAGCAAAAUAUUUUUACACCAAACUAAGGGACAGCUUACAUUACAUACCAUAUCGAUAAGAAAUAUGACAUCGGUUUUUGACGCUGUUCUUAGCUGAUGUUUUCUCUUAACAACUAAAACCAAAAAUCUGUCAAUUGAAGAGCAACAUGGAAACUUUUUGAAUUGUUGCACAAACGAUAUUUACUAGAGUAUAAGUUGAGGUGGAGAGAGUAUCUAAUACGUUAUGUCUUGAAAUAGUAUUGUUUAAAUGUAAUGUUAAAUGUGUUUCGAUGUCUGUAUGUCUCAAUGUUGCUGAAAGCAUCAACACUAAGUAUAAAUACAUAUAUUAAAAUAAUGCAAACAUACACAAUGCGUAAACCAAACGAAAACCAAAGAAAAACAAACAAAAUUCUCGCUGUGAUUUCUAUGAAGAAAAUGAAAAGAUGCAUAAAUUAUUUUAUAACCUUUUGUUACUUAGUUUUAACUUGCUAAUUUUACGAAUGCCUCUCGGCCACUUUGACUACGCCUAGCUACGAACUAUAAUUUAACUGAGUAUAAAGUAUCCUAUAUGUUUUAUAUAAUCAUAAGUGUAUGCGUGUAUUGAACUCGUUGUUGAUUAGCUUUGAUGUUCAGUUUCAUGUUGGUAAGGACAAAACUAAGCCCAGUCUAA
Drosophila mauritiana is the source of this 7725-nucleotide messenger RNA. Its product is annotated as adenylate cyclase type 6. The transcript has 29 exons. NCBI's taxonomy places the organism in Eukaryota, Metazoa, Arthropoda, Insecta, Diptera, Drosophilidae. Gene Ontology annotation, biological process: intracellular signal transduction; cAMP biosynthetic process; adenylate cyclase-inhibiting G protein-coupled receptor signaling pathway. Gene Ontology annotation, molecular function: adenylate cyclase activity. The record is from RefSeq and is a predicted model, not a curated record. The coding region runs from base 441 to 5999 and encodes 1852 amino acids. Gene Ontology annotation, cellular component: plasma membrane.